Messenger RNA from Papaver somniferum (opium poppy), 1717 nucleotides. RefSeq names its product protein ROOT INITIATION DEFECTIVE 3-like. Gene Ontology annotation, cellular component: nuclear pre-replicative complex. The coding region runs from base 53 to 1321 and encodes 422 amino acids. Gene Ontology annotation, biological process: rRNA processing; DNA-templated DNA replication. Lineage: Eukaryota; Viridiplantae; Streptophyta; Magnoliopsida; Ranunculales; Papaveraceae. Gene Ontology annotation, molecular function: protein binding. The transcript has a single exon. The record is from RefSeq and is a predicted model, not a curated record.
AUUGCCUUGUUAUUUUCACCUUCAAGCUCUCGUACUAACUUUAUUGUCAUUCAUGGCAUCUUCAUCACAGCAGCAGGAAAUUCUCCUAGCCAGCUCUCCAAACACCCCCAUCACAGCCUAUGAUAUCUCAACUGGUGCAACCUUAGGUCACUUCAUCGGCAGUCGUUCACCACGUAAAGGCCUAGCUCUAGCUGGGAAUACCCUAAUAGCAGCUUCUCACAUCUCCCCCGACACCACCACCUCUGCCUCUAUACAUCUGUACAAUUGGUGGUCUUCCAUUCCCAUUCACCACCUUGCAGUUCCUGAACCGGUUGCUCCCCUAGCCAGCACACAUGAUGGCUCAUACCUCUUUUCUGGUGGUGUAUCAGGAUAUAUUCAUGCCCUAACGCUUCCAUCUGGUAAACUUCUUCGUUCAUUUCCUGCACAUUGCAAACCUGUCUCUUGCCUAACCAUGAACAAUGACGGUUCUCUUCUCAUCUCCGGAGGUGAUGAUGGAACUAUAUCCGUGUUUCCAAUUAUUCAUGUACUAGACAGUUCAUCUGUUGAUAGUUCAACCGAGUUUGCAUUGUACAGCUUCCAUGGACACACUUCUCCUGUAACUUGUAUCACAGUAGCAGGCAUCGGCGGAUGUAAUUCAACUAUUAUCUCUUGUUCAGCAGAUGGAACAUGUAAAUUUUGGAGCUUAGCAAAUGGUCACCAUCUGCGCUCUGUCCGGUGUCCUUGUGUGAUUUGGAGCCUAGUGGUGGACUCAACUGAGUCAAAUUUCUACGCUGGUGGAUCGGACGGUCGGAUAUAUGUUGGAAUUUUGAAGGUGAAAAGGAGGAAUGAACUGGUUAGCAGUAAUAUUAAUGAAGUAGUGGCUUGGGGAUCGGGUGAUCACAGUGGCGGAGCAGUGACAGCAGUGGCGAUGGCGAAUGAGGGAAGGAAUUUGGUUUCAGCUUCUGAGGAUGGGAGUAUAAGAGUUUGGGAGGUGGAGAAUGGUAGGACUGUUAGGAUUUUAGGGGAUCACGAGAGUGGGGGAAGUGUUAGUGAACUUGUGGUGGCAACAGGGAUCAGAAAUGGGAGGAGAUCAAAAUAUGGAGGAGCCAGUGGUAUAAAUGAUGAAACAGGUGGAGACAGGGAGUUGAUGAGUUUGGGUUACAGUGGUAGGGAGAUAAUGAAGUCAGUAAGAGAGACAAUUGAAAUGGAAGAAAUAUUGAAUGUUGUUGUUGACGACAGAAGAAGAUCAAUUGAUGGCCUCGAAAAGGCUAUAGGGACGUAUGAGAGACUGUUAGGACUCAUCCUUAAGGAAGCUAAAGCAGCAGAUAAUACCAACGUCUGAACCCGUUUCUUCUACUUGCCCUAUUCUGGCUGAUAAAAACAAUUUCACAGCACUCACAAAAACUUGUAUGAUUUCUUUUUAUUGUCUUAUAUUUGAGACCAUUGCAUACAAUAACAGUACUUGAGAUUCCUAAUUGAAGAUCGGUCGUAAAAACAAUGACAUCAAAAAUAAAUAUUGGUUGAACUUAAUAGAUUCGGAUAACGUUACAAGUGAAAGAUAUAGAAGAAGAGAGAAAAAUUGUAAAUGUUACUCAAAAAAUGUUAAUGUUAGCCAGUGGUUCAUUAUGGUGCAGUCAUGGUGCAGUCUUGUAUUGGUCUGGUCUGUCUUGUAAGCGUGUGAACUGUUCAUGUGUUGUAACUGACAGUCACAGGUUAUAUGAACGUUGUAACCUCCUGU